AUGUACGGGCUGUCCGUCUCCUCACGUGCUAUCCUCCUUGCCAUGGAGACCAAAGUGAAGAAGCUGGCAGAGUUGAAUUCACUCAGAGACAGGCAUGCUGAUCAGGUGCUCGCAGAGAACCCAAACUCGGUGAGCAGAGUCUCUGUUACCAUGGACAAGAACGAUGUCCCAGCCAUUCUCAUUGGCGUCGACGCUUCCAGCGACAGAGGCUCGGUGAUCUUGCCAGAUGAGCUCCGCGACGUGAAUGUGAUCUUCGAGACUGUGGCCCGAAACACGGCCGGCGGGCGUGCCUAA
Symbiodinium necroappetens is the source of this 294-nucleotide messenger RNA. The record is from the annotation of a GenBank genome assembly. Lineage: Eukaryota; Dinophyceae; Suessiales; Symbiodiniaceae.